AUGGCAUACCAGACAGUCAGCGAUCAGUCCGGUGGGUUGGCCCAGCAACAUCUGACCAUGUACCCUCAUCUGGAACCAGAGACUAUCAUCCACGACUCGGACGAUUCUUCGGUGGAUCCCACGUUAGCUCUUGGAGAGAACAGGACUGGAGAGCUCGACGGGAGAGGCGGUGUGGUCAAACGAGCAAUGUCAACGCCGGACGUGCGCGGACUCGGAGUCGAAGGCAUUGCCUUAAGUGCAGCAGACAAAAAGCGCAAUAAACUUGGCUAUCAUCGCACAGCCGUCGCAUGUGGACACUGCCGACGACGUAAGAUACGAUGCAUUGCCGCCUUCGAAGAUUCCAGCGGACGAUGCCAGAAUUGCAUUCGUCUAAAGAAAGACUGUCAUUUCUUCCCAGUUGAUCAGACAAGCCUCCCAGUUGGUCGAAGAGCCCGAACGGCAUCGAAAGCCGACACCAGCGUCGCCGAACGAGACGUGUCAGGCUCUUCAUCAGAGCAAGGCGGUCCGCCAGUGCUCAAGAGCAGUCCUGAGGAGGUGGAUCGAUCCGGUGCCAACGGCUUAGUGCCCAGCCCUUUGUCGCCGCACGAAUUGACAGGCUUUCCCAACUAUGGUGGGUCUGACGGUGCCUUUCAUGAUCGAUCUGAUGCCAGGACAGAUUACAUCCAGCCAGCCGAGCGUGUUGGCUCUAGUCAAGCCUACGGUCGACCGAACACAACUCUAUCAACACAUUUGCAAGUCAACCCGGACAUGACCCGCUCUCAGCACCAAUACUUCUCACCUAUCGCCACGCAGUUCAUGGCAUCACCGCUCGACGCUUCGCCACAGACAUCAUAUCUGGGCUCAAACCAGACCUCUGGCAACCGAUCACAGUGGUCUUUCACAGGGUCGUCCGCGUCGGCGUCCAUGUUAGACUCGGAGGAAUCCUAUCAUCCGUACGGCGCUUACCGAAACCACUCUCACCCAUCAAAUUUCCGUCGAGCUAGUGAGCCUCAGCACUCGUCCUUCGGCUAUCGCGAUAGCUACGGAUAUGCUCAAGAGGCGGUCAGCAGACAAUAUCACGAUCCUUCAAUGUAUAGUACAGGUGGCUAUACCUCACAAACAGCCACAAGCGUACCACAGCUGCCUGUCUCUGCAAGCGCAGGUUAUGGACCAGCGUGGCACCCCAAUCAAGGCGGCCUGCCAUACCUGCGCGAGGAGGAUGAUCAGUCACACCAUUAUGCUCGCAUCCAGCCCUAA
Molecule: messenger RNA, 1236 nt
Organism: Cyphellophora attinorum
Lineage: Eukaryota; Fungi; Ascomycota; Eurotiomycetes; Chaetothyriales; Cyphellophoraceae
Exons: 2
Coding region: 1-1236 (411 amino acids)
Biological process (GO): regulation of DNA-templated transcription
Molecular function (GO): DNA-binding transcription factor activity, RNA polymerase II-specific; zinc ion binding
Source: RefSeq, a predicted model, not a curated record